AAAGCAAAUAUAACUGCUAAUUAGUUGGACAUAAAAACAAAGGUCUUCCGAACAUAUUUGUAAGAUUUAACUUUAAAGUUAUCGUUUAAGAAGAUAUAGGAAUCGGUACACAAUUUAAAGGGAUUUAAAAUAUUUUCUGAUUUUAAAAUAAAAAUUUUGGUGAUAAGAAAAGAUAUAAACUUUUAAGUUCAGUAUCAAACUGCACGCUCACUUGUUUCGUCAUGAUGAAAUUUUAUACCAUGAUUAAUGUACCAAUUCUUUUGGGGAAAAUGUUGUGGCUCAUCUGUGUCAUCCUGCAUCUAGUUUGUUUUUCCUCUGCUACAACUCUCCUGGAACCAGACUCCAGAACUUUGAGCUCAAGAGUUGUGAGUACUCGUUAUGGGGACCUUCGAGGAUUCUUAAGUAGCUUGAGCAAUCGACAACUGCAACCCGCUGAGGUGUUUCUCGGAGUACCAUAUGCUGGUGCCCCCAAAGGUCCUCUGCGUUUCAUGCCCCCAGUCACGUCCCCGCAUUGGAAAGGCGUCCGUUUGGCUAAUCAAUUCAGUCCAGUUUGUCCCCAAAAAUUGCCAGAUGUUGCUAAUGAAACUGAAGCUUUGAACAGAAUGCCAUUAGGCCGAUUCCGAUUUCUUCGGAGACUCUUGCCUUACUUAGCAAAUCAAAGUGAGGAUUGUCUAUAUUUGAACAUCUAUGCUCCAUCACCUGGUAAGUGCAAUAGAAUUAUAUACUUAUUUUCAGAAGACGAUUCUUAUUUUAUAGUUUUGUGA
Molecule: messenger RNA, 764 nt
Organism: Parasteatoda tepidariorum (common house spider)
Lineage: Eukaryota; Metazoa; Arthropoda; Arachnida; Araneae; Theridiidae
Source: RefSeq, a predicted model, not a curated record